GUCCGACUUCUUCUUCCCCUCUUUCUACCUCUACCCUUCUCUCCAACUCCUCCGUGCGUGGUAUUGCCUUCUCUCGGGACAGUUACAAUCUAUUUGGGUUUCCACUUAUCCCUCGACCUUUUAAUUGUCCCUCUUGCGCCAGCCUCCGUUCUCUCCAACUCCAACUUCCCUCCCCGUCCAUUUACCCCGCGCGCCGGUGAUCGUCAACAUGGAUCUCGUCAACCACCUCGAAGGAAGACUGCUCUUCGCCGUCCCCAAAAAGGGCCGUCUUCAACAAGCCACCCUGGACCUCCUCGCGGGCUGCGACAUCCAAUUCCGCCGCGAGACCCGCCUCGACAUCGCUCUGGUCAAGAACCUGCCCAUCGCGCUCAUCUUCCUCCCCGCCGCAGAUAUCCCGACCUUCGUGGGUGAAGGCCGCGUCGACCUCGGUAUCACCGGCCGCGACCAGGUCGCCGAGCACGAUGCGCAGCUGCCCCGCGGCGAAGUCUCCGGCGUGGAGGAGGUCAUGGACCUCGGAUUCGGCGGCUGCAAGCUGCAGGUCCAGGUCCCGGAGAAGGGCGAUAUCACUGAGGCGAAGCAGCUGAUUGGCCGGAACAUCGUGACGAGCUUCACUGCUCUCACCGAGGCUUUCUUCGCCAACCUUGAGGGCAAGGACACCGCCGAGGUGCGCGAGCUCAGCACCAAGGUGAAGUACGUUGGUGGUAGUGUUGAGGCUGCCUGCGCUCUGGGCGUGGCUGAUGGCAUCGUCGAUCUCGUUGAGUCCGGUGAGACCAUGAAGGCCGCUGGUCUGAAGGCCAUCGACACCGUCGUCGAGACCACCUCCGUUCUGGUCAAGUCCAGGAACACCAAGAACACUCUCGUGGAUCUGAUCGCUUCCCGCAUACGCGGUGUUAUCACUGCCCAGAAGUACGUCCUCUGCCAGUACAACAUCCCCCGCGCCGAGCUGGCGACCGCCUCCGGCAUCACCCCCGGCAAGCGCGCUCCCACGGUAACCGCCCUGGAGGAGGACGGCUGGGUGGCCGUCAGCUCGAUGGUGGAGAAGAAGAAGAUCGCGACGGUCAUGGACGAGCUGACCAAGGUUGGCGCGACGGAUAUUCUUGUCCUGAACAUCGCCAACUCAAGAACGGGUUAGAUUUUCCUUCCCCUCCCUCUCCCUCCUCUUCCCCUUCUUCUCCCCUUUUCUUCCAAUAUCCCUCUUAUAUUUUCCUUUGUUUCUUUUCUUUUUUCUAAUCAAACCAAAAGAAAAAGUAUGAGUGGGGAUUGAUUGAUGUAUUGUGUGUCAUUUCGGUCAUGAUGUUUGCUUUUCUUCUCUUUUCCUUCUCUGUGAUAUAGGGCGUGUUUCACUUUUUCUUACCUUCUUUUCUUUCUCGCAUUAUAUAUUACGUUCUUCUGUUCGGCAUGGACAUCUUUUCUAGAUGAUUAGAUAUCUGGGUAUCGUGGUUGGAAGAAAUAAAAGUAUAGAGAUGUUGUCUACCUGUUUG
Aspergillus heteromorphus CBS 117.55 is the source of this 1481-nucleotide messenger RNA. Its product is annotated as ATP phosphoribosyltransferase. The transcript has 5 exons. The record is from RefSeq and is a predicted model, not a curated record. Gene Ontology annotation, biological process: L-histidine biosynthetic process. The coding region runs from base 209 to 1132 and encodes 307 amino acids. Gene Ontology annotation, cellular component: cytoplasm. Gene Ontology annotation, molecular function: ATP phosphoribosyltransferase activity; magnesium ion binding. Lineage: Eukaryota; Fungi; Ascomycota; Eurotiomycetes; Eurotiales; Aspergillaceae.